GUGGAAAUCUAAACAACUGACAUUUUGGUGCAAAUGCGUUUUUGUCUUAUUGUUUUCUUAUCGAACAAAAAAAUAACACACAUUCUGGAUGAGCUGUAUCUUGAUUGCUCAAGUUCCAAAAAUAGCCAUUUUUAAGUUUCCGCUGGAAAACUACCUUCAUAGUAAGACUACACAGUAGAAAGAAAAGUACAUAAUCGAUAAAAAAAAAACUGUAACGAAUGGACCUCAAAUAAAUCUAGGCAAAUUAAUUACCAUUCGUAAGUUUUCAGUGCAGCUUUUUACAAUGUCAUUAACCAGUGCAGCUGGGUUAGUAAUAUUUCGCUAUACAAAUAAAGUAAUACAAUUUCUCCUAUUACAAACUUCAUAUGGCCAACAUCAUUGGACUCCACCGAAGGGUCAUGUUGAUCCUGGUGAAUCCAAUUGGGUAACAGCUUUAAGAGAAACUAAGGAAGAAGCUGGAUAUGCAGAGAACGAUUUAGAAAUCUAUAAAGAGGUAUCUUACACACUUAACUAUCAAGUUAAUCAAAAACCUAAAUGUGUUAUAUACUGGUUAGCUAAGCUGAAAAACCCAGAUCAAAGUGUGACAUUGUCUGAUGAACAUCAGGACUACAAGUGGCUGCCAUUACAACAGGCCCAGGAGUUAUCGGGAUUUGAUGACAUGAAACUCUUGCUUGCAGACUUUCAUGAAAAAGCAAUCAAGCUUGUGUAAAAUAAAAUAAACAAUAAUCAUUAUGUUAAUGUUAAUGUAAUUAAACAAUAAAAUAUUUUUUUUUU
Molecule: messenger RNA, 774 nt
Organism: Papilio polytes (common Mormon)
Lineage: Eukaryota; Metazoa; Arthropoda; Insecta; Lepidoptera; Papilionidae
Gene: Apf
Product: bis(5'-nucleosyl)-tetraphosphatase [asymmetrical]
Exons: 4
Coding region: 284-709 (141 amino acids)
Biological process (GO): ATP biosynthetic process; AMP biosynthetic process
Molecular function (GO): bis(5'-nucleosyl)-tetraphosphatase (asymmetrical) activity
Source: RefSeq, a predicted model, not a curated record